GUACUUGUGCAGUUGCUGCUUGCUUUCGAGUCUCGUACGGGACACCAAUCUCAUCAUCUUUUUUGAUUGCCGCUCUUUUCGUCAAGGAGGUUUUCCAGAACCGGGUUUGGAUUAUCAACCUUUUCUUUUGUCGACAACGAAUUGCUCCCUCUUUAACACCGGUCUGCCAUCAUGGAAAUCAACAUUGUGCCGCAGAUCAUCUCAGAAGCUGCCAUAGAGAGAUCCAGUGCUGCACCAUCAGGCAGCGGCGAUGUAAACACAGUACCCAUACCUGCGGCGCUGAUUGACACGACGUUUUCAUCCUCGACGAACCUCACAAGCACAGUACUUGGAGCGAAAGUCCUCUCCUUCUCCGACGAAUACUUCGCCUCAGCCGAGAACCUAUUGACACCAGGCCCACCCAUUCGCAAGGCUGGAUAUUUCGUGCACACAGGUGCGUGGUAUGAUGGAUGGGAGACAAGAAGACACAAUACCAAAGAGUACGACUGGGUAGUCUUCAAGUUGGGGUGCGUCGGGACGAUAGAUGCGGUAGAGGUUGACACGGCAUACUUCAACGGCAAUGAGGCACCAUUUGCAGGGCUGGACGGAUGCUUCCUUGGUCCCGAUCAAGAGGAGGGCAGUGGAGUUGAGAAGGAAGACUUUCAGGGAUGGACCGAAAUCCUGCCUCCUUCAAAGUGCGGACCUAGCCAGCGACAAGCGUGGAAAGUAUCUGGACCAGGAGUAACAGGCAAGGAGUUCACUCACCUACGAUUAAAACAAUAUCCCGACGGUGGAAUUGCUAGGGUCAGAGUAUAUGGAAGCGUCAAGCCCCCACCGUUACCUGCAAGCGCGACUGCGGGCGAGAGACCAGUGGAGGACCUUGCGGCCGCUCUCAAUGGUGGUGUUGCCCUCGAAUGCUCCGAUCAGCACUUUGGUGGGAAAUCAUACUUGCUGUUACCUGGUCGUGGAAAAGAUAUGGGUGAUGGAUGGGAGACUUCGCGCAGCAGGACCAAGGGACACGUCGACUGGGUAAUUGUCAGAUUGGGAUUGAAAGGAAAGAAGAUCGAAAAGGUGAUUGUCGACACCAAAGACUUUCGAGGUAAUUUCCCCAGGGCUGUCAAAGUGGAGGGCUGGUCGACAGAAGCUGCGAAAGCGGCCUUGGGCACUGAAACCGAUCCUACUGUUCAUCAUGCCGGUUGGGUGCCUUUGUUCCUGGGUGAGCAGCCUUGUAAAGCCGAUGCAGAGCAUGUCUUUGAGGGAAGCGAUCUGGUAGCAACAGACGCGCCCGACGGUCACGUCUGGACCCAUGCUAAGAUGACCAUCAUCCCUGAUGGUGGAGUGAAGAGGUUAAGGAUAUUUGGGAAGAGAGCGUAGACAAAAUACAGAAUCCUCCACAUCCCUAGUUCGAUCU
Exophiala viscosa is the source of this 1390-nucleotide messenger RNA. RefSeq names its product allantoicase. The transcript has a single exon. NCBI's taxonomy places the organism in Eukaryota, Fungi, Ascomycota, Eurotiomycetes, Chaetothyriales, Herpotrichiellaceae. Gene Ontology annotation, biological process: allantoin catabolic process. The record is from RefSeq and is a predicted model, not a curated record. Gene Ontology annotation, molecular function: allantoicase activity. The coding region runs from base 172 to 1353 and encodes 393 amino acids.